This is a messenger RNA of Pseudogymnoascus destructans, 3186 nucleotides long. RefSeq lists its product as uncharacterized. Gene Ontology annotation, cellular component: AP-2 adaptor complex; membrane coat. Gene Ontology annotation, molecular function: clathrin-cargo adaptor activity. Lineage: Eukaryota; Fungi; Ascomycota; Leotiomycetes; Thelebolales; Thelebolaceae. Gene Ontology annotation, biological process: intracellular protein transport; clathrin-dependent endocytosis. The transcript has 3 exons. The coding region runs from base 1 to 2976 and encodes 991 amino acids. The record is from RefSeq and is a predicted model, not a curated record.
AUGGCGAGCUCGGCGGCGGCCGGCUUCCUGAGCCGGGGCACGAAUGGCGGCGGCUCGAACAUGCGCGGGCUCGUGCAGUUCAUUGCGGACCUGCGGAAUGCGCGCGCGCGCGAUCUCGAGGAGAAGCGCAUCAAUAAGGAGCUGGCGAACAUCCGGCAGAAGUUCAAGGAUGGGAGCCUCAGCGGGUACCACAAGAAGAAGUAUGUCUGCAAGCUGCUGUAUAUCUAUAUCUUGGGGUGGAAUGUGGAUUUUGGACAUCUCGAGGCGAUGAAUCUUAUCUCGGCGAAUAAGUACUCGGAGAAGCAGAUUGGGUAUCUUGCGAUGACGCUGUUUUUGCAUGAGGAACAUGAGCUGUUGCAUUUGGUGGUUAAUAGUAUACGGAAGGAUUUGUUGGACCACAACGAGCUCUUCAACUGCUUGGCUCUGCACGCUAUUGCCAAUGUGGGAGGGAGGGAGAUGGGAGAAGCGCUCAGUGGAGAAGUCCACCGACUGCUGAUUUCGCCAGCUUCAAAGUCGUUUGUGAAGAAGAAGGCCGCCCUCACACUGCUCCGGUUGUACCGGAAGCACCCAGAUAUCGUUCAACCACAGUGGGCGGAGCGCAUCAUCUCUCUCAUGGAUGAUGCGGAUAUGGGAGUUGCUCUAUCUGUUACUUCACUGGUUAUGGCGCUCGCACAGGACAAUCCAGACCAGUACAGGGGGUCAUAUGUCAAGGCUGCGUCACGCCUGAAGAGGAUACUUGUCGACAAUGAGUAUCAGCCUGAUUAUCUCUAUUACAAAGUUCCUUGUCCGUGGAUUCAAGUUAAGAUGCUGCGUUUGCUACAAUAUUUCCCUCCUUCAGAUGAUACCCAUGUCCGGGAACUCCUCCGAGAGUCCCUCCAAAAGAUUCUCAACCUAGCACUGGAGAUGCCCAAGAACGUCCAGCAAAACAACGCACAGAAUGCUGUCCUUUUCGAAGCGAUUAAUUUGAUCAUUCACCUUGACACCGAGCACGCACUAAUGAAGCAGAUAUCCUCUCGGCUAGGGAGGUUCAUUCAAUCGCGAGAAACGAAUAUCCGCUACCUCGGCCUCGAAGCCAUGACCCAUCUUGCCGCACGAGCAGAAACAUUGGACCCAAUCAAGCAGCACCAGGAUAUUAUUAUCGGUUCCCUGAAAGACCGGGAUAUUAGUGUCAGGAGAAAGGGUCUCGACUUACUCUACAGCAUGUGUGAUGCCAGCAACGCCCAACCAAUCGUAGGCGAGCUGCUCAAGUUCCUACAAAAUGCCGACUUCGCCAUCCGAGAGGAGAUGGUUCUCAAGAUUGCGAUUCUGACCGAGAAAUACGCCACCGACGUGCAGUGGUACGUGGACAUCUCGCUGCGCCUGAUUGCCAUGGCAGGCGACCACGUCAGCGACGAGGUAUGGCACCGAGUCAUCCAGAUCGUCACCAACAACGAAGAGCUCCAGAUCUACGCCGCGCAAAACACCCUUCAGUACGUCAAUGCCGAGCACUGCCAUGAGACGCUCGUCAAGAUCGGUGCCUACAUCCUCGGCGAAUUCGGCCACCUCAUCGCCGAAGACAAGAACUGCAGUCCGAUCGAGCAGUUCCUCGCUCUCCAAGGCAAGCUCCAAGGAUCCUCCUCCAGCACCCGGGCCAUCAUCCUCUCCUCCUUCAUCAAAUUCGUCAACCUCUUCCCCGAGAUCAAGCCGCAGCUCCUGCAAGUUUUCCGCGUCUACAGCCACACCCUAGACUCCGAGCUCCAGCAACGCGCCUGCGAAUACCUCACCAUCGCCUGCCUCCCCACCGACGACCUUCUCCGCACAAUCUGCGACGAGAUGCCCCCCUUCCCCGAGCGCGAAUCCGCUCUCCUCUCCCGUCUGCACCAGAAGCACGCCGGUACGAGCGAUAAACGCACAUGGGUCAUUGGUGGGAAAGACGCCAACGCCGAUGCGCGCGAGCUCAAUUUGGCUAAGAACCCAGGCCUCAAGCGCGCGUUCAGCAACCAGAAUGUCCCGCUGGCUGACAAGCCUUCCCCCUCCAUCCCCGGCGCAGACGGCUCCCUCGCCAGCCCAACAGGGCUGCACGACCUCGCCGGGCUAGACAUGCGGAACCUCGGCCCCGCGGAGCCCAAGACCCUCAAAGCACCCAACCUCGCUAGUGCGGCGCAUCUUUCGCCAGACUGGGAAGUCGGAUACCAGCGCCUGCUCCUCAAGAACGAAGGCGUGCUGUACGAGGAUCGCCAGAUCCAAGUUGGCUUCCGCGCCGAGUUCCGCGGCCAGGCGGCGUGCGUGAUCCUCUACUUCUCCAACAAGGCAUCGAGUGCGAUCAGUUCCUUCACCACCACCUUAGAUGUCCCAGCAGAGGAUAAGGCGAAACUGACAUACGACGUUAAAGGAUUGCCAGACGCCACCCUAAACGAAGGCGCGCAAGCCCAACAAAUGAUAAUGUUCGAAGCGCGCGCCCCCUUCUCCAAGCCCCCCACGAUGCGCAUCUCCUACCUCGCCGGUGCCCUGCAAGCACUCACCCUCGCGCUCCCCCUCACCGUCCACAAGUUCAUGGAAUCCGCCGCGCUGUCGUCUGAGGAUUUCUUCAGGCGGUGGAAGCAGAUUGGCGGUGCGCCGCGGGAGGCGCAGCUGGUGUUUGGGGUCAAGGGAGUGGGGAGGUUCGAUGCAGCGGGGGUGAGGAGGUGCGUGGAGGGGUUCAGGUGGGGGGUGUUGGAUGGGGUGGAUCCGAAUGCGAGGAAUAUUGUUGGGGCGAGUGUGUUACAUACUAGUGAGGUGGGGAAGGUUGGGUGUUUGCUGAGGUUGGAGCCGAAUUAUGAGACGCAGAUGCUCCGCCUAACCAUCCGCGCCACCGACGCCUCCGUCCCCUCCCUCCUCCUCGCCCUAAUGACCGACCGCCUCUCGAGCGGCACCGCCCAACCCGCCGCGCCGCACCGCGCCGAGACGUCAAGGAGCGAGAUGAAUGAUGCGUUUGCGAAUGUGAUGAUUGAGGGGUAGACUGCCCAUCCGGCACUCAUUAGCCACCCAUCACCCCCACCACCCUCGUGGUGGAUGAACUGGUGGGGGGUAGGUGCCAUGACCCGUACGGGGGCAGGGAAUUAGACUCCCGGUCCCGGGUGUGUGGAUAAGUGCGGCAUGGUGGGUAUUAUGAUGGGAUGGGAGGGGCUAGAAACUCACGAUACGAUAUAGUGCCUGCACUGGAUCGGG